Saccostrea echinata is the source of this 2033-nucleotide messenger RNA. RefSeq lists its product as uncharacterized. The coding region runs from base 129 to 2033 and encodes 634 amino acids. The record is from RefSeq and is a predicted model, not a curated record. Gene Ontology annotation, cellular component: cytoplasm. NCBI's taxonomy places the organism in Eukaryota, Metazoa, Mollusca, Bivalvia, Ostreida, Ostreidae. Gene Ontology annotation, molecular function: 3'-5'-DNA exonuclease activity; nucleic acid binding. The transcript is spliced from 5 exons. Gene Ontology annotation, biological process: DNA catabolic process.
CUGAAACAUUAUUUCUUUCAUUUCAUUUUUGAUUUUGCAGCAAUGAUGACUUUUCAGUGUCUUUCGAUGGAGGAUGGCAGAAAAGAGGUUCAGGGCGAUCUUAUUCAAGUUUGUCAGGACAUGCUGCAAUGAUAGGUAAAGAGACGGGAAAAUGCAUCGCCUAUGCAACAAGAAACAAGUUCUGCAGAGUGUGUGAAAGGGCAGAGAGGACAAAAAAAGAUAUCCCUGAACAUGACUGCAGGAAGAAUUGGUCAGGUAGUUCUAAGGCAAUGGAACCAGACAUGUGUAUAGGUAUGAUGAAGGAACUUCAGGAUAGCAACAUUCAUGUUGGAAACAUAAUUAUGGAUAACGAUUCCACAACAGUUGCGAGAGCUAGAGCUGAAGUAAAUCCGGCCCUAAAGAAGCAAUGUGAUAGAAAUCAUACUCUAAAACAAUUUACAAAUAAGCUAUACGAGUUGAAAAAAUCUAAAAACUACAAAGAAUUGAAUAGUAAGACAAUUCAACAUCUGUCAAAAUGUUUCAAAUAUUGCAUUUCCCAAAAUGAGAAUGAUCCCUCGGGUAUGAAGAAAAACUUAGAGGCAAUUGGAAGACAUGUUUUUGGUGAUCACAGUUUCUGUGAAUCCUGGUGUAAAUAUUUAGCUUCACCACUAACAUACAAACCUUGGCAAUUACCUUAUCACAGAUAUCUGAACAAUCAAGAUCUAAAGAGUGACUUGACAUCUCUACUCAGCUUAUACAUAUCACAGGCAGAUAAACUAGUAGACCUGGGCAGUACACAACCUAAUGAAAGCCUUAACAAUACCAUUGCUAGCAAGACUCCAAAACAAAACUUUUAUUCAGGAUCAGAAAGCAAUGAUUUCCGUGUUGCAGCUGCAAUUGCCCAAAAAAAUUUGGGUCAUCAUUAUGUUACAGAGGUCAAUGAGGUCUUGCUAUUAUCCCCAGGUGAAAUUACUUCUUCAAAAGCCAGAAAAAUAGACUUGAAAAGGAAGAGAACUAAAGAAACUGAAGAUACAAGUACUUACAAGAAAAAAAGGGCACAGAAAAAGAUGGACCAGCAUAAAUCACAAGAGUCAGCAGAAGUGAGGGAAGGAAGAACAUACGAACCAGACACAGAUAUGAACAACAAUACUGAUCCAAACAGCAUCAAGGAAAUACCUCCACCUCUCAGCAAACCUGUACCUACUCCUAUUACUGAGGGUCAAUACACAUUUGUAUAUUUUGACUUAGAAACUACUGGUUUAGGUGACGAUUGUGAAAUAACACAGAUCGGGGCCUCUGUCAAUGAUGAUGUGUUUUGUCAGUAUGUUUUGCCAUUGACUCAACCAAUUUCUGCUUCUGCCACAGCUGUGUCUGGUAUUGCUACACAGAAUGGUUGCAUGUACAAAAAUGGACAUGAAGUUCAGUGUAUGAGGACACCAGAUGCAGUGAACAAUUUUAUACACUGGCUUGGAAAAUUUGGGAAAGUAUUGCUUGUGGCUCAUAAUGCCAAGUUUGACUCUAGAGUUCUAGUGCAUGUGUCGAGUUCCAUCGGUAUUAGUGCGUCAGAACACAUAAGUGGGUUUGUGGACACAUUAUCUCUAUUUAGAGAACUUUACCCAGGCCGCAAGAGUUAUAAACAAGUGGACUUGCUGAAGGACCUGUGUGUGACUCAUUAUGAUGCUCAUGAUGCCAAAUCUGAUGCCUUGGCCUUACAAACUCUUUUAUUGUCUUUGUCAGUUUCAUGUCAGAUUAUGAUGAAGCAUAGUUUUUCUACAGAAUUUGUUGUAAAUAAUUUGAAUUUUUUGAUGAUGAAAAUGAGAAACAUGCAAUCAUUGCAAAAUCUUAUUGAUAAUAAGAUUUUAUCCAAGUUUACUGUAAACAAAAUUGCUGAAACAGGUCUUCAUUUCCAGCACAUUUUAUUAGCUUACCAGAGAGACAAAGAAAACGGGGUAAGAUCUCUGCUAUCAGAAAAAACAGGAGGAAAAGCAAGAGUGACAGGAAAUUCAAAAAUUAUUCAGUCUCUUCAGAAUCAUUUUAUGAAUAUGAAAACAUAA